CGCCGCCUCCGCUAGCUCCCCAAGUCGAAACGUCGUCGCCCCUCAUCAUCUCCUCCUCGUUGUCGCACCCCCAACCGCACGCUGCCGCCGCUCGCUUCCUCCUCUCCUCGUCUCACUCCAGAAAGCCAAGCUGCAAAGCACUAUGGCACAUCCCAUAGCAAUGGCAGCAUGGACACACAGCCAUCGGAGCCGACCGUGGUAAAAGCUUUCAUCGCGGUGCCUGAUAUAUCGACGCCGACAUCGAGCACGCCCCAACUCCAUAUCCAACAAAUGCUUAGUUAUUACUCCGUAUGGUGGAAUUCCAUCGCUUAUCAGCCUGAUGUAUUUGCAGGCUAUAGAUGAGCUGAAAGAUCUCCUUUCUUUUCAAGCAAGAACAAAGUUAAGCAAGGGAAGAUCCAAGAACAAGAACACCAAUGGCUGACGAGUCAUGGAGGGCGCCGGCGAUAGUGCAAGAGCUGGCGGCAGCCGGCGUCGAGGAGCCGCCGAGCCGAUACCUGCUACGGGAGAAAGACCGUUCUGACGUCAAGCUGGUCGCCGCCGAGCUGCCGGAGCCCCUCCCCGUCGUUGAUCUCAGCCGGCUAGAUGGUGCCGAGGAGGCCACCAAGCUCAGGGUGGCUCUGCAGAAUUGGGGCUUCUUCCUGCUUACCAACCAUGGAGUAGAAGCCUCUCUGAUGGACAGCGUGAUGAACUUGUCGAGAGAGUUUUUCAACCAACCAAUCGAACGGAAGCAAAAAUUCAGCAACUUGAUCGAUGGCAAGAACUUCCAGAUUCAAGGGUAUGGAACUGACCGGGUGGUUACCCAAGAUCAGAUCCUGGACUGGUCUGAUCGGUUGCAUCUCAGAGUUGAACCCAAGGAGGAGCAAGAUCUUGCCUUCUGGCCUGACCAUCCUGAAUCUUUCAGGGAUGUUCUGAACAAGUAUGCAUCAGGAACCAAAAGAAUUAGAGACGAUAUCAUUCAGGCUAUGGCCAAGCUUCUUGAGCUUGAUGAGGAUUACUUCUUGGACCGACUCAACGAAGCUCCUGCAUUUGCAAGAUUCAACUACUACCCUCCCUGUCCAAGGCCUGACCUUGUGUUCGGCAUCAGGCCUCACUCCGACGGCACCCUCUUGACGAUUCUUCUCGUCGACAAAGAUGUCAGUGGCCUGCAAGUUCAGAGGGAUGGCAAGUGGUCCAACGUUGAGGCAACUCCUCACACAUUGCUGAUCAACUUAGGUGACACCAUGGAGGUAAUGUGCAAUGGCAUCUUCAGGAGCCCGGUGCACAGGGUGGUGACAAACGCCGAGAAGGAGAGGAUCUCCCUGGCCAUGUUAUACAGCGUGAACGAUGAGAAAGACAUUGAGCCGGCGGCUGGUUUGCUGGAUGAGAAUCGGCCUGCAAGAUACAGGAAAGUGAGCGUCGAAGAGUUCAGGGCCGGGAUCUUUGGAAAAUUCUCUCGAGGAGAGAGGUACAUCGACUCCCUGAGGAUCUGAUCUCGAAGAGAGCAUGAUUGUUGCAAGCUCAGCAGCUUUCAGUAGCAAGUAUUUCCUUGGGAAAACAAACAUUUUUCCCCCCUUAAGGGAAUUGCUGAAAACAUGUCGCAAGUUCUCGUAAAGAAAAACUUUUAAAUUUAACUAUGGUAUAAUUGUAAUAUAAUUACAUAUGUAAUAACCCCUCCGUUUCAUAUUAUAAGACUUUCUAGCAUUGUCCACAUUUAUAUAGAUGUGGGCAAUGCCAUAAAGUCUUACAAUAUGAAAACGGAGGAAGUCUUGUAACUACGGUACUGCAUUCUUUUCAAAUUACAAAUUACUUGUCAUCCUA
Messenger RNA from Oryza sativa Japonica Group (Japanese rice), 1797 nucleotides. RefSeq names its product protein SRG1. Lineage: Eukaryota; Viridiplantae; Streptophyta; Magnoliopsida; Poales; Poaceae. The record is from RefSeq and is a predicted model, not a curated record.